CCGCAAUGGUGUAACAAUACUCGGUGCAAUCCGGUUGAGGCAUCAUUCGCUUAGCGUAAUAUCCAGUCUACAGGAUCACACAGAACUCGCUCUCAACUAUCAAUCAUCAUCAUGUCAGGUCGAGGAAAAGGAGGAAAGGGACUCGGAAAGGGUGGUGCCAAACGUCAUCGCAAGGUUCUACGAGAUAACAUCCAAGGCAUCACCAAGCCUGCAAUCCGUCGACUUGCCAGAAGGGGAGGUGUCAAGAGGAUCUCUGGUCUCAUCUACGAAGAGACACGCGGUGUACUGAAGGUCUUCCUGGAGAAUGUCAUCCGUGAUGCAGUCACCUACUGCGAGCACGCCAAGCGAAAGACUGUCACAGCCAUGGACGUGGUGUAUGCACUAAAGAGGCAGGGUCGUACAUUGUACGGCUUCGGCGGCACCAGAAAACCUCAAUUCAUCAUGGCUCCAACAGCUCAAGUUGCUAAGAAAGGCUCCAAGAAGGCAGUCAAGGCACCUCGGCCCAGCGGUGGCAAGAAGAGGAACAGGAAAAGGAAGGAGAGUUAUGGAAUCUACAUCUACAAAGUCCUCAAGCAGGUUCAUCCAGAUACCGGCAUCUCCAGUCGGGCCAUGGUCAUCAUGAACAGCUUCGUCAACGACAUCUUCGAGCGAAUUGCCGGCGAAUCUUCCCGCCUCGCUCAGUACAACAAAAAGUCAACCAUCAGCAGUCGCGAGAUUCAGACCGCCGUCCGCCUCAUUCUCCCCGGAGAGCUGGCAAAGCACGCUAGUACUGAAUUACCUACUGUCUCUCAAGCAACUAUGGCACGCACCAAGCAGACCGCUCGCAAAUCUACAGGAGGGAAGGCUCCCCGCAAGCAGCUGGCAACCAAAGCUGCCAGAAAGAGUGCCCCCGCCACUGGAGGAGUCAAGAAGCCUCAUCGAUACAGGCCUGGCACAGUCGCCCUGAGAGAGAUUCGCCGCUACCAGAAGAGCACUGAGCUUCUCAUCCGAAAACUGCCAUUCCAGCGUCUAGUGCGUGAGAUUGCACAGGACUUCAAGACAGAGCUACGUUUCCAGAGUUCCGCUGUGAUGGCCCUUCAAGAAGCCAGCGAGGCAUACCUAGUUGGCCUCUUUGAGGACACCAACCUGUGUGCCAUCCACGCCAAGAGGGUUACCAUCAUGCCCAAAGACAUCCAGCUCGCCCGUCGAAUCCGCGGAGAACGCGCCUAGAACCAUCGGUACAGCAUGUAGCCCAUGCACCGCAUACACAAACGGCUCUUUUCAGAGCCACCA
This is a messenger RNA of Strongylocentrotus purpuratus (purple sea urchin), 1272 nucleotides long. RefSeq lists its product as uncharacterized. The transcript is spliced from 3 exons. The record is from RefSeq and is a predicted model, not a curated record. Gene Ontology annotation, molecular function: structural constituent of chromatin; DNA binding; protein heterodimerization activity. Bases 112 to 1209 code for a protein of 365 amino acids. Gene Ontology annotation, cellular component: nucleosome. NCBI's taxonomy places the organism in Eukaryota, Metazoa, Echinodermata, Echinoidea, Camarodonta, Strongylocentrotidae.